Messenger RNA from Linum tenue, 332 nucleotides. The record is from the annotation of a GenBank genome assembly. Lineage: Eukaryota; Viridiplantae; Streptophyta; Magnoliopsida; Malpighiales; Linaceae.
AGCGAGUGAACAACAUUGGCACCGGUGGGAGGAGAUCGGCAUGCGCAUUGAGCAAGAGGCGAUGGCGGCUAUGACCUUCGAUCAUGAGCCACCGGCGGCAGACCAGUGAGUACCUCUUCUUGUCAGCGGAGCUCAGCAAUUGGAAAAUGACAGACAAGCACUCAUCUGGCAGAUACGAGAUGCAAUCAGGCGCUUCGACGACCAUGAAAUCUUCAACUUUUUUAGUGUUCAAGACCCUGCCAAGAGCAAGAAUGACCAUGAAGAAGAAAGAUCCAGAUCUAUCGAUGUGAAAUGGAAAAGAGGAGAGCGCGAACCACCAACAUCAAUAGUUC